GGGAGCACUUCAGCCGUCCCCCACUAGGUCUCUCUUUCUGCUCUUGGACCACCUCUCCCCUCCUCUCACCCCAGCAUUCAGGCCCCCAGUUUAGGCUCCUUUGGAGUUGUCAUGGAAACACGGAGGCUAGACCAGGCUAGGCGGGUGGGACUAAGGGAACGAAGGACGGAGAACUCUCUAGAGUCUCCCCCUCCAAGACUCACUGUAGUGGUUAUAUUGUGGGAGGAAGUGAACAGGUUCUCAGUGGAGUUAAUAACCCAGGUACCUCCAGAGGCAGGUCCUCCCCCGACUUAGCUCCCUGCAAUGUGCCAGAGUCUUCCCUGAAAGGUGCCAGGGUCUUCUCCCAAAUCUUUGGCCCGUUUCCUCCUCUUUAGAAGAGAUAAAUACUUGUGUGUGAGAGAGAAUUGCGCAGAGUUCAGAACUGCGAUGGUCUGAAAAGUUCCCAGGGUACGGUGGACCUGCCAACCUGACAGCAAAGAGGGAGGCCCAGUGGAGACUACAGAGCAGUACGGAGGCUUCCGCUGAAACCAGUUCCAGGCUCCAGAGAGUCAGAUCAAGGCUUCACACCAGUCGUUCUGGUCACUUAGGCGAUCGCGUGAACCCCCGACCCCUUACCGCCGCCCCGCCGUCACACUCCACCAUUCCGAGCGCAAAGUGGUUUGACUGAGACGAAUUUAGACCAAGCAGUGACCUUGUAAACAGAGAGAGGGGCUCAGACGUGCGGAGAAAGCCUUAUCUCAAGAUAAACGUCUUUAAAUGCUAAGUAAAAGCCCUGAGGCACUAGGGUGUGGAGUAGGGGUCGCCUGGGGGUCUCGAUAGGGAGCCGCCCACAGAGAGCUCAGAAAGCCAGAUUGUGGGGGUCGCUCAGGUUGAAAGACUGGUCGAAGUUACGCGGGCGUGAGUCAGCGCAUCCCUUUGGGCCCUCCGCCCCUUCGGGGUGGGUCGCUUAUGGGGAGGGGAGUAGAGUAGGGCAGGAGAAACUGGGCCAGGCUGCACUUAGCUCAAGGGGCCUCGAGGACUCUCCGCGUCUCUGGAGACAAGGGCACUACAUGCACUUCAGAAUGAAGAGUUGCAGGAGCAUGCUGGGGCUCUGGGGGCAGCGGCUGCCCGCGGCGUGGGUCCUGCUCCUGUUGCCUUUCCUGCCGCUGCUGUUGCCUGCAGCCCCCGCGCCCCACCGCGCGUCCUACAAGCCGGUCAUCGUGGUGCAUGGGCUCUUCGACAGCUCGUACAGCUUCCGCCACCUGCUGGAAUACAUCAAUGAGACACACCCCGGGACUGUGGUGACAGUGCUCGAUCUCUUCGAUGGGAGAGAGAGCUUGCGACCCCUGUGGGAACAGGUGCAAGGGUUCCGAGAGGCUGUGGUCCCCAUCAUGGCAAAGGCCCCUCAAGGGGUGCAUCUCAUCUGCUACUCGCAGGGGGGCCUUGUGUGCCGGGCUCUGCUUUCUGUCAUGGAUGAUCACAAUGUGGAUUCUUUCAUCUCCCUCUCCUCUCCACAGAUGGGACAGUAUGGAGACACAGACUACUUGAAGUGGCUGUUCCCCACCUCCAUGCGAUCUAACCUCUAUCGGAUCUGCUAUAGCCCCUGGGGCCAGGAAUUCUCCAUCUGCAACUACUGGCAUGAUCCCCACCAUGAUGACUUAUACCUCAAUGCUAGCAGCUUCCUGGCCCUGAUCAAUGGGGAAAGAGACCAUCCCAAUGCCACAGAAUGGCGGAAGAACUUUCUUCGUGUGGGCCACCUGGUGCUGAUUGGGGGCCCUGAUGAUGGUGUUAUUACUCCCUGGCAGUCCAGCUUCUUUGGUUUCUAUGAUGCAAAUGAGACGGUCUUGGAGAUGGAGGAGCAACUGGUUUAUCUGCGAGAUUCUUUUGGGUUGAAGACUCUAUUGGCCCGGGGGGCCAUAGUGAGGUGUCCAAUGGCCGGGAUCUCCCACACAGCCUGGCACUCCAAUCGUACUCUUUAUGAGACCUGCAUUGAACCUUGGCUCUCCUGAGGAUAUAUUCAGGGGUCCCCAGGAAAUCCCUAGUCCAGAGACCAAGUGGUGGCCUUGGAAAGCAGUGUCAGGCUCUGGUGUGCCUGUGACCACCUCAUUGCUCCACACUACCCCCACCAAGCUGGACUCCCAGAACCCCUCUCCUCUGCUCCUCCGUGAAUGACAAGUUCUGGCCUCCCCUACCUCAUGUCCUCUCAUUUGGGGGGGUUGCUCCAUGCUCUCCCUUUCUCUCAAGGCCGAAGUUGGGAAGUGAGAAACCAUGUUUUUAACUUGUGGCUGCUUUUGCUGCUGCUGCUUCUCCGUAUCUGGCUGUAUGGGAGGAGAACCCACCCCCUGCCUACCACAGGGGUCUCCUUCCAGGCCACUCAGGACAUUUUUAGCUUCUAUUCUUCCCAUAUUCCCUUUUUUCUCUGAAGUCCUCUGUCAUCAGCCCUCCCAACCCCUAAGAGGGACUACCCAUGAGAGUGGGGUUCUGAGGCUCCCCUAUGGGGACAGUUCCGUUCCUGAAGUGUCAGUGUUGGGGAAUAUCUGUGGCCUGUGAGGCCCAUCUCAGGUUUGGGGAUCCCCCAGUCCCUAUGAUCAGUGUUGGAGUAACCCCUGGGAGCCUAGUUUCUUUUGAGGCCCCAGGCCCUCUUUUAACUUCCCUUGAAUGGGUGUUACCCCUGUAUUUAUAGAAAUAAAGUUCCAUUUCCUCA
This is a messenger RNA of Saimiri boliviensis boliviensis (Bolivian squirrel monkey), 2683 nucleotides long. NCBI's taxonomy places the organism in Eukaryota, Metazoa, Chordata, Mammalia, Primates, Cebidae. The record is from RefSeq and is a predicted model, not a curated record.